Molecule: messenger RNA, 942 nt
Organism: Exophiala bonariae
Lineage: Eukaryota; Fungi; Ascomycota; Eurotiomycetes; Chaetothyriales; Herpotrichiellaceae
Exons: 2
Coding region: 1-942 (313 amino acids)
Molecular function (GO): oxidoreductase activity
Source: RefSeq, a predicted model, not a curated record
AUGUCAGUCAAAGGAAGAGUUGCCAUCGUGACCGGUGCCGGUGGAGGUCUUGGGCGACUUUAUGCUUUGGAACUAGCAAAGAGAGGCGCCAAGGUCGUCGUUAAUGACUACGGUGGUACUUUAGAGGGACAGCGUGGCACGAGUGCUCGUGCACAGGGUGUGGUUGACGAAAUCAUGGCCCUCGGUGGCAUUGCACUGGCGGAUUCCCGCGACAUUUCUGCUCCGGCUGAUGCAAAGGCGAUAGUUGCUGACACUGUCAAGGAAUUCGGGACUGUCGACAUCCUUGUGAACAAUGCUGGUAUUAGCGGCAAAAUGGCACCCCAUGAUAAUGUGGAUGCAGAAGCUUUCAUGAGGGUGUUUGAGAUUGCGGCGCUGGGAACAACCUUGAUGACAAGUGCCUGCUACUCUUUGAUGGCGAAACAGAAGUACGGCCGUAUUAUCAAUACAUCAUCAAACGCAAUCUACGGAUUUGGUGCCGGAGGUGACUGUGCCUAUAGUGCUUCCAAAGGUGCUGUGGUUGCAAUCACACGAGAAUUAGGUCGUUGGGCACCGAACGAUGGCAUCAAAAUCAACUGUGUCAUGCCGUCAGCCGCCUCGAGAAUGGGGGAUCUUUCCGAGGGCACGAAGAAAGUCACUCGGACUUAUUUCCAACCAGAGGGCGUGGUUCCUUUUGUAAUUAGUCUCUGCUCUGAAGAAUGCCCUUCCUCAGGCGAGGUGUUUACCGCGAGUGCAAACAGGGCAGCGAGGGAGACAUUUGCAACAUUCCCCGGUACAAAGUCAGAAACGACCGAGGGUUUUCUCAAGGACUGGGAUAAAGUUAUGGGACGGGGUGAAGAGCCCUACCUGGCUGAAAAUACGCUUGAUCACGUGAAAUAUACUAUACGACAAGCUUAUGGUGUGGAGAUGGAGGAUAUUGCGGAAUUCAGCAUUGUCACUCGAUGA